This is a messenger RNA of Drosophila eugracilis, 1544 nucleotides long. It is a transcript of the gene GNBP3, whose product is annotated as gram-negative bacteria-binding protein 3. The record is from RefSeq and is a predicted model, not a curated record. The transcript has a single exon. Lineage: Eukaryota; Metazoa; Arthropoda; Insecta; Diptera; Drosophilidae. Bases 49 to 1515 code for a protein of 488 amino acids. Gene Ontology annotation, biological process: carbohydrate metabolic process. Gene Ontology annotation, molecular function: hydrolase activity, hydrolyzing O-glycosyl compounds; carbohydrate binding.
GCACGACUUGUCUGACCGCUCAUCGCAGUUUCAAUAGUUAUUCUUACGAUGGCGGAUGCAUCGUGCUUUGUGGCCUGGAGCUGCUGUCUCCAACUUCUGCUUCUCCUCCUUGGUGUCCAGGCAUACGAGGUGACAAAAGCCAAGAUCGAGGUUUUUUACCCCAAGGGAUUUGAAGUCUCAAUUCCCGACGAGGAGGGAAUCUCUCUUUUUGCCUUUCAUGGCAAGCUAAAUGAGGAGAUGGAGGGGCUGGAGGCCGGCACCUGGGCACGAGACAUCGUAAAGGCCAAAAACGGACGAUGGACAUUCCGGGAUCGGACUACCGCUUUGAAGCCCGGCGACAUCUUAUACUACUGGACGUACGUUAUCUACAACGGACUAGGUUAUCGCGAAGAUGACGGGUCGUAUGUGGUCAAUGGCACCUCGGUGACCACUCCUCCUUCACCCGUUGUCCCUGUUUCAUCCACGCCCUGGAGUCCACCAGCCGAUCCGGAUAUUGAUAUAAGAGUGGGUUGCACCACCCCCAAGACAGAGGUCAAUGGAGUACCUACUCGUUGCGCCGGACAGUUGGUAUUCGUGGAUGAGUUUAACGCUGCAAGGCUGGAUCCUAAUAAGUGGAAGGCGGAACGCCGAUUCUCUGGCCAACCCGACUACGAGUUCAAUGUUUAUGUGGACGAUGCCCCGGACACCUUGUGCUUGACCAAUGGACACGUGGUGCUUUCUACAAAUACUUUAAGAAAGCAUUUCCAUAAGGGAUCAGAUGCCAGCUUAGACUUGGGUGAAAAAUGUACAGGAGUGGCUAAUUCUCAUGAUUGCGUCAGGAAUGGCAGGACCAUGAACGAUGGAUUGCCACCAAUGGUCACCGCCCAGUUCUCCUCAAAGGCUUUCUCUUUUAAGUACGGCCGUGUGGAGGUGCGAGCCAAAAUGCCGCGGGCUAAAUUUGUGACACCUCAAAUCUGGCUGCAGCCAAAGUAUAAUGUCUAUGGAACGGAUGACUACCGGUCAGGACAACUAAGGAUUGCCUACACUCGUCCAAAUGGCGCUAAUCUGGAUCUGUUUGCCGCCGCUGUUCUCUUUGCAGACGAACCUUUGCGUUCGGUCAAGAAUUGCUUGAAACUGGGAACUGGGGAUAACUCAGAGGACUGGAGCGACAGUUUCCACAAUUAUACCCUUGAGUGGACUCCACGGGAGUUACGUUGGCUGGUGGACGACAAAGAGUGGUGCGUCCAAGGAAGCGAUAAGGGAGCUUUUAGUGAGACUACAGCCGCUGGGAAACGAUUGCCACAAGCCCAGAAACUAGAAGAGGGCUCAGGACUGGCGCCCUUCGAUCAGGAAUUCUAUUUAACUUUCGGACUCGGAGUUGGUGGGUUCAAUGAGUACCAGCACGAAGUAAAGCCUUGGAACGAAAGGGCUCCACAGGCACAAAAAGCCUUUUGGAAGGAAAUAAAAAAAAAUAGAGAUCAUUGGGUAGACGAGGGCCACAUGAAGAUCGACUAUGUCAAGGUGUACUCAUUGUAAUUUCUUUCUUAUUAAAAACAAAAAAAAUA